UAUCGCUUGUCUAUUGUGUAUGUUUUCAAACUAGGAAUUUGGUUCUGGCAUGUUUUCAUUGUCAGACGGGUACCAAAAGUAUUAUAUCAGUGCAGCAUCUAGCUUUAAUCAAUCGUGUUGCAUCAGCGGCUAAAUGUGAUCGCGAUAUUAUAUUUUGUAAUGGAAACGGCGUUUUUUGUAGCAAAUACAUUCUCUGUACCUGACAGCUACAUAAAAACAACUACUGUAAGUGAUCGUGUACUUGUGGCGGUACACCAUUCAUGGCUACACUCUCUGAUAAGGACGCACCAACUUCCAGAAUUUAUUGUGCAUGAUGUUCUACUACCGGAAGAAGUUAAGAUUCUCUUGGAGCAAGGAGAAGAUCUUGGUCCGCACUGGAAGAAAAUAUAUGUUAGAAUUUUGCACAAACAAACACAAAAGGUGAUACCACUUCCUCGAGUAAGGGUAGAGAGCUCAAGUUCGGAAACUGCUUUAUCAUUUUCUCAGCUCUUACACUAUGUUGCACAGACAAAUUUCAAGAAUCUGUGGAAAGAUGCCUUCAAAAAGUAUUUUAAUGUAUGUGGAGCUGUAUCAAAUGAUGGUAAAAAUGCAUCUAGAAUCACACUUACAGACAGUGAUGCAGUCAUGCGUGAAGUGAUAUUACGAACAUUUGGUUGCCCAAUUUUUCGCCUUGAUGAAGGUUUUAUUGAUGUGUAUAAUGAAGAUGGAAAGAAAUCAUUUGAAGUUCACUGCAAUAUCUUGCCAGCACUAUGUGCCGUGGAGACACCACAAUGCUUUCUACUGAUCCAGGAACCGUACAUAAAGCACACACUACAAGACUGUGUUACAUUCAGUCCAGCAUUGCUUGGAACAUCUCACAUCAAGCCUCUUUUUAUAAUCUACCAACUAUUGCAAGCAAUGCGAUCAAUGCACGAUCGUGGCCUUGUGCUUGGAGAAAUUGCACUAAGUGAUAUCCUUAUAACUGAGAAUCUUUGGAUACAGGUAAUGCCACAACUGGAAGAUAACAUCAAUUAUGAUCCGUCUUCUAAUGUUGGAGAUGCAGAGAAUGAAAAUAUGUUCAGUCCAAAAAUUCAAAAUGUAGAACUGGUAGCAAAUGAUCUCAAAGAAGAUAUAUCAGCACAGAGCAAUAUUAGGCCUCAUGAGGAAGUGAGGACGCACCAAGAAUACUUCCAGAGAUACUCAAACCCUCAUAACAAGUUUAUUCCCAAGACUGAUACUGACCAUAAAAUGUUGGACCAUAAAAGCAAUAAACAAAAGCUUGAAAAAAUACCUUUAGAGAGCUAUUGUGAACAAUGGAUUAGAGGGCAGCUAUCUAAUUUUGAUUAUUUGACCAUCUUAAACAAUUUAGCUGGUAGACGCCAUGGGGACCCUGUCUGUCACCAUGUUAUGCCAUGGGUAACAGAUUUCACCUCUCGGACAGGUUCCAACUGGCGUGAUCUGACACGUUCCAAAUAUAGGCUGAAUAAGGGAGACAGGCAGCUGGAUCUGACGUAUGACACAGCCACUGGGACAGCACAGGUGCCACACCAUGUUUCAGAAGUUCUCUCUGAAAUAACAUACUACGUGUACAUGGCACGGAGAAUACCAAAAUCCAUUCUCUGUAAAUAUGUCCGCCCAAAAUGGGUCCCAGCAGAAUACCCUUCAUCCAUUCAGAGGAUGCAAGAAUGGACUCCUGAUGAAUGUAUUCCUGAAUUCUUUUCUGAUCCUACUGUUUUUGAGUCCAUCCAUGAGGAUCUUCCUAACCUGGAAAUUCCGUCUUGGGCAACUUCUGUUGAGGAUUUUAUUGAAAGACAUCGUGAUACACUGGAGAGUAAUCAUGUCUCUGAAAGGCUACAUCACUGGAUAGAUCUAACCUUUGGUUACAAGUUAUCAGGAAGUGCUGCAGUGAAGUCGAAGAAUGUGUGUCUUCACCUUGUUGACAGCCAUAUGACCCUUUCACAAACAGGUGUAGUGCAGUUGUUUACACAGCCACAUCCAUCACGGAUUUGUGCGUCUCCAUACUGGGGAAAGACUCCACCCAGAUUACAGCCAUCACAGAGGGAUAAAAGGAACAAGAAUGUUGACCGUGCGAGUGAAGAUGAAGGCCACAGUUCAGGAUUCGAAGAAGAUGAACAGUCUUUGUCUCAGGGUGGAUCAAAAUCAUCACCACUUGCACUUAAUAAACUUUUGAGUCGAUCUAGAGGUUCACUGUUGGGCUCUUUUCCAACAUCUUCACCUGAUGAAACCUGCCCUCAGCAAAAGCCAGGAGCUGGAAAUGGUGCUGCCUCCAUUAUGCUUCCAAAGGACUACAACCCAGUAGCUGCUAUUCAAAGUGUUGAAUCGAUGUACAACUUCCUUAACAAGACUCUGCACAACAGCCCUAAAUCUCUGAAAGAAGAAUCUCCUUGUAUUGGCAGUGGCAUUGGCUACAAACAGAUUGUAGCUUCAAGAAGACUACAUGAAAUGGAGGUUCUGGGCUGCAUUGUGGUUGAAAUGCUGCUUGCGCAACAACUAAGACCUACCAGCAGCAGUGAACCAGUUUGUCCCAUGUUCAGACUUGAAAUAUGUCGUGCAGCUUUGUCACGAGCUGCUGACAUGGUACCACGCAAUGUGAGGCAUGCAAUAUCAUUAUUGCUCAUGGAAGAUACCAUGAGAGACUCCUGUGGGCGGCGGCCUGCAGUAACAUCUCGUGGCCUUCCGCCUCCAUCUGCUCACCAGCUGCUGCAGCCACUGUUAGCCCACUGUGCCUUCCCAUUUCCAGCACACUUCUUGACUCUCACAAAACUUCUCUGCCGUCACCACGAUUUCUGCAGCCUUGUUAGGGAAAUGUCAUUUUUGAACCUGCAGGAGACUGUUGAGCCUGACAUUGCUGAGAAGAUAAUGAACUUUAUUACUGAAAUAAACAAACUGAAAGUCAAGGUAAUGAAACAAGAACUGACAGUUCUACUUCCUGAAAUCUCAUCUGUUUCACAAGAAAGUCUUGAAUUAAUUCUUCCAUACAUCAAGGAACUUAUGGAAGACCCAGAAACAUCAGUGCUGGCAGCUUGGAACCUUUUUGAUCUUGUUGCAAAACAUCUUGGGCCUAAGCAUACUGCUAAGUUUCUGAUGCCAUCGAUUCUUAAACUGUAUGAGAAUGGCACAGAAGAUGACAGUGAGCAGAGCAGCAAACAUGUUAAACUAUACCAUCACAUUUUUCUGCUGCAGCUAAUUGUUCGUCUAGGACUCAAAACAUUCCUUGAGAAUUUUGUGAGUCCUUUGGUGGAAGCCGUUGGAGGCUACAGAGAUUACUACAGCCGUGAUGGAGCCUCCUUUCAGCAGGGUUCAGAUCUUAGAAAUGCAACAUCUUCUCUUAAAGGCUGUGAUUUUGACGACAGUACUGUAGUGGGUGUGCUUUCUCCAUUGGAUGAAGACUCUUCAGGUGACUCUGAAAAAUCUAAGCCAUCAAGUGGUGACAAUGUUGAGCAGACAGGAGAAACAGAGAAAGAUGUGCAAAAUGGUGCUGAACCAGAGGUCUUUGUGUUUGAAACAGGUGAAAAAUCAUCACCUGAUGACCCAGAAACUCCUUUGUACCAUCUCAUGGAGCAUCUUGACUUGGAGUUGCCUGACCCUGCAGCUAUUGAUGAUGACGGCUCCCUAGAAAUAAAUUUUCAAGAAGAUGAGACUGUUCAUGAAGCAGCUGAAGAAGAUGCCAUUGAGGUUUCAGAAGAUUUCUCUGAUCCAGAAUUCCAUGCAGCGGACGGUAGCACUGUUCAUUUUAAUACUCCAGCUGCAUUUUUAGAGUCUAAAGACAUUGAUGUUUCUGAAAUGGAACCUGCAGCUGAAGAAACUCCAAACAAGACAAAUGAAAUUCAGCCUCUUCGGAAGAAAUCUAAUGCUCAAUUUAAGGUAUCAGACAUGAGUGCAGAAUCUGUCAUAUGGCUCUCUCACCGGCUAGGCCCGGUACUGACAGCACGUCAUCUCUCACGAAAUUUACUACGGAUGCUGGCACUGUGCUAUACAGGGUACUCCAACAUGGCUCGUGCAGCUCCACCCACAGCUGAAAUGGGUGCUCUCAGCAUUGCUGAGGGACAUGUUCAGGGUGAUCAUAGUGCCUGCAAAGUCUUGGACUGCUUAACAUCUAUAGCUGCUUUGUAUGGGGAACAGAUGAUUGUUCUUCAGUAUCUUCCACAUAUGAGUGAGUUAAUAGCACUUUGCAAAAGGAAACUUACUCCAAAUUUAGAAGGUGGUGUAGUUGGGAGCCUGGCACUACUCAGACAUAUUGUUCCAUUCCUGUCUGAUGCUGUUUUAAUGGACCAGCUACAGGAUGUUAUUUUGAAAUCUGUGCUAAACCCUGUUGUCAGACUUUUAUCAACAACACGCACAGUAUUUCCAUCUGGUGCAGCAGCACGUUCAGCUGUUGCUCGGAAAUUUGCUGAUGCCAUUUAUGUUGUUGCAUUGAGGAUCGGUCAAGAGAUGUCUCGACGCCAUCUAGCAGUACCUCUACUGCAGAGAUUUUUUCUUGCCUUCGACAAAGCCUUCAUGCGCUGUGCACUCGAUGAUUCAUUACAGGGUGCCCAGUCUGUGAAUUCAUCUACAAAAGAAGCUGCUACAAGGUCUGACAAUGACAGUGAGGGCCCUGACAUAUCUAUUGGAGCUGAAAUGCGUGGGAAUCUGCUCAACAGAGUGAAGGAGAAUGAUUUUACAGAUUCAUACUCUCCCCCUCCAGCUAUUUCUUCAGAUGGAGAGCAGUUGCUGGAGCAAACCAGACACCAGGCGAUGGAAGAGUUAAAAAAAGUAUUUGUGCCAGAGUUAGCACAUAGAACAUAUCUCCCAUUGCUAAGAUUCCUUGGUGAAUCAGUUAUGGCACAGUCUCUGAAGAACGAGGAAUUUAUUAGAAGUCUGUGUUCUCAGGCUGAACAGGAGAGUCAGCAACAGGCAUCCCCUGUGGGAAUUGUGGAAGACACAAGAUGCUCAUCUGACCGGUUGUCUCCAAGUGGGACACAGGUGGCAGAGAGGACAUCAACUGGUAGCUUUGGGAGUAAUGUUGAAGUUGUUGGCAAUAGAAUUGAUUUACAGAGUGCAGAUAUCCCUUCUGUUCUACCAACAGAAAGUGCGGGUAUUGCUUUUCAAGAAAGUGCAGGUGACUUGAUGAAUCUCAUAAGCAAAAAAAUGGAGAAUACAAACAGGCAUUUACAUGGAAACUGGUUGGCAUACUGGGAACAUGAGAUUGGGCGACCUGAUAAAGAAACAAAUUUUAAUUUCAAGCAGAUAAAACUUCAGAGAUUCUCAGGCCAUACAAGUAACAUCCGCACCAUACAAGUGUUAGACAAUGAAAAUAGUUUCCUUAGUGGAAGUCGUGACAAGACUGUGAAACUGUGGUCCCUAAGAAGCCAGGGUGAUGGAACUGCUGUUUCCCCGUGUCGAUGGACUUAUACUGGUCACCGUAAGUGUGUACUGGCAGUGGCACUUAUAGAGUCACUACGGCUUGCUGCCUCGUGUGACUCAAUCAUCCAUAUAUGGGACCCAUUUAUGGGAAGUGUAAUUGCUCAUAUGAACUCACCACGCUACCCACCUGUCAAUGUCCUUCAGGCUUUGCCACCACCAAGCCGUGUCCUGCUUGCGGCCACUACAGACACUACACUGCGGCUUGUUGAUGCACGAACCUGUUCUUUUGUCAAUGAACUGAAGGUGUCACAGAGUGCAACAGGACUAAUAAGAUGCAUUGCUGUUGGGCCUGAAGGCACAUGGGUGGCUGUUGGACAGUCAUCAGGAUUCCUGUCUAUGCUGGACAUCCGCACAGGUGGCCUACUGGCCUCUUGGAAAGGUCAUGACUCAGAGAUACUGCAACUUAUAUCAGCAAAUGGUGGCAACUCCAUUGUUAGCUCUUCUCUGGACCAGGCAGUUUCUGUUUGGAGUGCUCUUGAUGGCAGGUUCUGCUUUCCUAUGAAAGGGCCUACAGAACCUGUUCACUGUCUUAUGAGCUAUGGAUCGGAACUGAUAUCAGGGACCACAGCUAGCCGAAUAGGAGUCCAUUCUGCUGUUGAUAUGGAUGCCUCAUACACGUCAACUCGCCUGCGAUCCGAUACCUUCAAAGGUGUUCUUACGUCCAUGGCUGUCCUUCCUCUCAACAGGCUGCUGCUCCUUGGCGCUGACUCAGGGAACAUAACACUGCUCUGUUGAACUGUAUGUCAGCAAUAUGGAAACGAAAAACAUUUCUUUGGAUCUCAUUUACAGAAACUUCAAUUAAUAAUAUGAUUGUAAACAUUCCAUUGCAUAUCGAAGCACACACAAAAUAAUAAUUAUUAUUAUUAUUAUUUGUCCAAAUACAAGCUUAGGAUGAGAA
Schistocerca americana (American grasshopper) is the source of this 6301-nucleotide messenger RNA. RefSeq names its product WD repeat-containing protein 81 (gene Wdr81). Gene Ontology annotation, molecular function: phosphatidylinositol 3-kinase regulator activity; protein binding. Bases 160 to 6138 code for a protein of 1992 amino acids. The transcript is spliced from 27 exons. Gene Ontology annotation, cellular component: mitochondrion. Gene Ontology annotation, biological process: aggrephagy. The record is from RefSeq and is a predicted model, not a curated record. NCBI's taxonomy places the organism in Eukaryota, Metazoa, Arthropoda, Insecta, Orthoptera, Acrididae.